AUGUUACCAAUUCACGAGUUACUUGAUGAUGACUUGAGCCCUCGAUUUAUAUUCAAUGAUCCACAAACAGCAUCAAGACGACGUAAAACUGAGUUGGCUACACUUAGACGAAAAAUUGAAACUCGAUUUUUCGAGAAAAAAGUUAGCCCCGGUCGUCCUGUUCAACUAUUUAUUGAUGAAUUAGAUAUUCUUCUUCAAAAUCUUCAUAACACUUCAACUAUUAAUAAUGGUCUUCAUUUGAAUCGUACAAUAAAUCAAAAUAAGUCUAAUGAUAUUAUUAUUUUAAGUCAACCUCAAAUUAAUAUUCGAUCGAUUACAAAGAAGAUAAAUUAUCGUCGAUUAAUUAAAAGAUUAAAAUUAAAAUUUCGAUUGACAAAUACAGUGAUAAGAAAAACUGACAAAUCUAAAGUAUUUCAUUUAGGUAAAAUUGAUGAUUAUCGAAGAAAAUCUAUCGAAUAUAUGAAUAAAACCAAUGCUUAUCAAUGUCUUGGUACUCAUGAUCCUUUACCUGAUCUUAUACAACGUACCAAUAAAUACUUAUUGGAAUUACGUCUUGCUAAAUGGAUUACACAAAAACAAUAUGAGCAACUUUGUAUUAAAGAAGAUGAAGUUGAAUUAGCUCAUCUAUAUUAUUUACCAAAACCUCAUAAACCGCAAACUCCUCUUCGACCAAUUACUGCAGGUCUUAAACAUCCAACAAUAAAAAUUUCUAAGUUUCUUGAUGAUCUUUUACGACCAUUGUUUGACAAAAUGGCUGCUAAUACUACUGUUACUUGUGGCUUUGAACUUAUUAAAAAAUUGCAACAAUGGUCAAACAAUAAUAUGAAACAAUAA
This is a messenger RNA of Rotaria sordida, 834 nucleotides long. NCBI's taxonomy places the organism in Eukaryota, Metazoa, Rotifera, Eurotatoria, Philodinida, Philodinidae. The record is from the annotation of a GenBank genome assembly.